UUUAACAAAGAAAGAGAUUUUCACGUGAUUUACUAAAAUGUCAAACACUCAAACGGCUGCAGGGACUCUACAGACAAAGGAGAAGGACUUCAUGAGGGAGUGAUCCACUGAUCCCAAUUCGAAGAAGGUAAUCAGUUGUUUGAACAUAGAAGACGGAGGCUGGUUUAUAAUCCGAACCCAUACCGAGGAUCUACGAAUCCGUGAAAGACAACAUCAAUGUGGAAAUCUAUCAUUGGAGGAGAUGAGGUGCAAGACGACCUUUUGGACGAUCAAGAAGGCCUCUGCGCUAUAUCUCAUCUUCAGAGAGUCUAUGGCUUCGCUGCUUGUAUGGUCGCUGGCAUAGUUUGUAUGUUCUUGUCGGUUAUUGUUUUUGCAAAGCCCAUCAAGUUUGCUAUUUUGUUCACAUUUGGCAAUCUCUUGGCGGUUGGAAGCACAGCAUUUCUGAUUGGACCUGGGAACCAAAUAAAAAUGAUGUUUGAUCCUGCUCGUGUCUAUGCAACAGCAGUUUAUAUAGGGUGUGUUGCCUUGGCCCUUAUAUGUGCACUUUGGAUCCACAGCAAAAUUCUAACUAUACUUGCAAUCUUGUUUGAAGUCUGUGCACUUACCUGGUACAGUUUAAGUUAUAUCCCUUUUGCUCGAAGAAUGGUUUCAAAUAUGACAAUCCGUCUCUUUGACACAGAAAUAUAGAUGCUUCUGACUAGAAGAAUUGUAUGGAAAUCUUUUUUGACAUUAAAUUGUUGCCUUUGAUUUUUCUAUCGUUUUCUAACAAUCUAUUUCUCUAUCAUUAUAGGUACAAGACGUUUUGUUCUAUAAAAACUGUGUACUUAAUGAUUUAAUUCUAUUUUAAUACUUGUGAUAAACAUCUUCAAUGUAUUUAUCAUUAAUGUAUAAUUGCAAAUACAUGUACUAUUAAUACUAGGGCUGAUCGCGGAUCUGGGAAUUCACGUUCCGUACCGAAGAACCGCCCCGUACCGUUCCAGAACCGAAAGAACCGGAAAAAUGUAAUACCGUACCGUACCGUACCGAGCUUUUUUAAUAAUAUGGUACGGUACUGGUUCUUAGUGAGAACCGUCCCGAAAAACCGAACCGUCUCGUACCGUCCCGAAUUUUCCCGAAAACUAGUGUUAUAAUAUAAUAAUAUACUCCGUAGUAUUAUAUAUAAUAUAUUACCAAGUAUAAAUGUUAGUGACCGUAUGUCCCGAAAACUAAUGUUAUAAUAUAGGUUCAUGUGAGAACUUAAUCUUAGGAGAGGAAAAAAGAAUUAAUGAGGACCAUUAGAUCGUUUCUUAAGUAUUCUGUGCUACUAAAAUGCUUGGAGGCUAUUCAUGUCAUUUACGUUUCUAUUAUUUUAAACGUGGACUGAAAACAACCUUUCCAUCUAGGUAACUGACUCCUUCCUUUAUUGUUUUUCCACAUUUCUUUUAUUUCUUAUUUUUCAAUUUCAUUUACGUACACCUCUUCGUGUUGGUGAUUGUAGUUGGUGUAAUAUACGGAGUACAUAUCCCUAUAGUUUGUGCAAUUUAGAAAAUGGACAGUUUCAUAUGAUUGUUGGUUUUUGUAGUUGCACUAAAUUAAUUUCUGUUUAUUUAAAGAACUAAUUUUAAAUUUAAGUUCGUAGAUUUCACUAAGAGUUAAUGCACAUAAAUUGUCAUGUGAUGCAUUUUAGUAUUUUGUAUGGAACACUUUCAUGAUAGUUGAUUAGUUAUAUAUUUAAUUUUCAGAUAAUAAAAAAGAUUGUUUUGUAUUAAGCUUUUGGUGCACUUACCAUGCUUUGGUCAUGCAGUUUCAUUAGUUUUAAAUUUUUUUUAGAUGUGAUGCAGUGUUAGUGGGAGCAAUUAUGAUCUGAUCUAUUUGGAAGAAAAAAUGCAUUUGAUUUUAUAAAGAUAUCAACGUAAAAUUAUAGAAAGUGUGAUAUAAUAGUGCACUUUUGUGCUUAUUUCGUACUCAAAUGGUAAAAGUGCAUUUCAUAUUGUAAAAAUGAUGUAUGUAGAACUUCUCGAUGUGUUAUAUAAUGGUGCACCUUUGUAUACAUUCGAAAUGCACAAUAUAAGAUGUUUUUACUUGGACAGUAAUUUGCUGGUCUGGUUUCUUUGUAUUUUUAUAAUUAUUCAAGUCUAGUUUGGUUUGAUCUGGUCUGGGAUGAAUUACAGUCCAAGUAAAAACAUCCAUUGUUGUUAGUUUACACCAUUGUAUAUUUAUGUUCUUUUUUUACUUAAAAUUGUAUUUAUUU
This is a messenger RNA of Cuscuta epithymum, 2230 nucleotides long. NCBI's taxonomy places the organism in Eukaryota, Viridiplantae, Streptophyta, Magnoliopsida, Solanales, Convolvulaceae. The record is from the annotation of a GenBank genome assembly.